Messenger RNA from Ostreobium quekettii, 1191 nucleotides. The record is from the annotation of a GenBank genome assembly. NCBI's taxonomy places the organism in Eukaryota, Viridiplantae, Chlorophyta, Ulvophyceae, Bryopsidales, Ostreobiaceae.
AUGAUGAGCGCCGAGGUGGCCCGCCCCGCCGUGGGCAACGGCGGCCUGGCGCAGGGCAGGGCCGGCGAGCACGCCCGCUCGGAGACGCCCCCCGCCGAUUCGGUGGGCCCUCCCAAGGCCCUGUCCAAGGUGGUGUGGGUGCGCACCAGCGCGGGGGGCGUCCAGGCCAUCCCCCAGGAGGUCGCCUUUUUGUCGCCGUUCAUCCAGCGUGAGGCCAUCCACGCCGGCGCCGGCUGGAAUUCCCGAACCCCUGUGGACCUGCCCAAGCAGCUGGGGCCGGAGAGCCUGGGCCAGAUAGUGGAGUACUGCGAGUUCCACCGCGCGCCGGGCCGCAGCGACAAGGAGCGCAAGCUGUUCGAUGAGAAGUUUAUACGGAUGGACGCCUGCCGACUGUGCCAGCUGACGUCCGCCGCCGACGCCCUGGACCUGCGCCCGCUGGUCGACCUGGCCUCGCGGGCCCUGGCGCGCCUGAUCUCCGGCAAGACGCCGGAGGAGAUCCGCGCCACGUUCAACCUGCCCGACGACCUCACCGAGGAGGAGAAGCUGGAGCCGGUGCCGUUCGGCACGGACGAGCCCCGAAUCCGGCUGCUCAACCGGCUGUACGCCAAGAAGCGGCGCGAACUGGCAGAGCGCAAGGCGCGCAAGGCACCCGGGGAGGCACGGGAUGCCCCCGCCCCGGUCGUGGACACGCGGUCGGUCGACGAGCUAGUCUCGUUCAUCGAAUCAGGGACGGGCGGGGGCGCCAACCACUCCAAGCGAGUCUCGCGAAGGCGGAAGGGCUCCAGGAGAGAGCGGCGGAGCAGGGAGCCCCCCGCGCUCGAGCCGUCGGGCUCCGGCGGACUGGACUCCGAGCGCAAUUCCGUGGAGACCAGCGAGAUGUCCAACACGUCGAUGGACAUGAUGUCCGAGUGCCCCGCGAGGUGGCGGGAGGCCGGCGGCGGGCACGGAGGGUCCGGCGGCGGCCGGCGGGUGUUCGAGAUUCCGGACUGCCCCGUGGAGGUGCUGUUCCCGGAGGAGGGCUUCGAGGAGGGGUGGGACGACCCAGAGCUGGAGUCAGAGAUCGCGGGUUUCGCGCGGGCGCUGGACUCCGACUGGGGCAGCAGGUUACAGGAGCUGACGGGCGGCCGCGGGCGGGAUGGGCCUCCCAGCGUGCUAGGCGCCGCCGUGGAGUUCGGCAGCAUGCGGGUGUGA